Messenger RNA from Elgaria multicarinata webbii, 772 nucleotides. RefSeq names its product transcription factor HES-2-like. Lineage: Eukaryota; Metazoa; Chordata; Lepidosauria; Squamata; Anguidae. Gene Ontology annotation, molecular function: DNA-binding transcription factor activity, RNA polymerase II-specific; RNA polymerase II cis-regulatory region sequence-specific DNA binding; protein dimerization activity. The record is from RefSeq and is a predicted model, not a curated record. Gene Ontology annotation, cellular component: nucleus. The transcript has 4 exons. The coding region runs from base 1 to 696 and encodes 231 amino acids. Gene Ontology annotation, biological process: regulation of transcription by RNA polymerase II; anterior/posterior pattern specification; regulation of neurogenesis.
AUGGAUCUAGUACUGGACCAGGCAGAGCCAAAGGGGGAGGAGAAGAGGGCCAAUUCUGCAAGGAACUCAAAAAAUUCCAGCAGUCUCUACCGCACGUCUGUCAAGCCACUAAUUGAGAAACGGCGCAGGGCCCGCAUCAAUGCAAGUCUGGAACAGCUGAGGAAGCUACUGCAGCAGCCCUCGGACCAGCAGAACGGUAGAGCCUUGUCACGUUUGGAGAAAGCAGAGAUUCUGGAGAUGACUGUGCAGCAGCUCCGCCAGCUCAAGCAGCAAGGUGCUGUUGUUCCUUCUCCUUCCCAAGACAGCCAAAAUUUUGCUGCUGGUUAUUGCCACUGUAUCAAAACGGUCAGUAAUUCCCUGAACUCAGCUGGCUACUCUUUCGGUCAGGCCAUGACAUCUCAGAUCCUGCAACACUUGGAAGAGGCUCCAGGGACCAAGACAUCCACUGCACCAGCUCCAGUUUCCAAGGUCUGGCAACGGCACAAGGCACACCCUCUCCCCUCGCUCCAGCCUUCCUUCCUAUGGGCAUCUCCUCCUUCACUGAGGCCAGCAGGGCCUCCUCUUUCAGACUCCCACACCCUCGUUGGGUCUUGGUCAAAUCCUUCUCCAACAUCUAUGCUGUUGCCCCAUCUACAUGUACCUUGGACCCAACCAACCUCGCCUGCUGCUACCACCCAUAUGUGGAGACCAUGGUGAAGGAUAUGCUGAAAUAACAGGGCUUGGCCUCACUCAAAAAGGGACAACCAGGCUAGAACGAGGAUGAAACAAAGCA